GCAACAUAGAGGCAGGGGAAAUGUCUCUUCCAAGAUUGUUUUUGGGAGAAUUGAUCAAUGAAGACAUCCAGACCUGGAAAUCUCUAUGUUGGCAAGAAAUAAACAUCAGAACAAAUGAUAAUUCCGUAUCAAUCAAUGAAUCAAGCAGAAAAUUAUGGAGUCAAGAUUAUUUUACUUUGACAUUUCCCAAACCACUCCAGCCAGGUAGAAAAAAGAGAUCAAGACCUUCACAAUCACAAAUCUCAGUUCCUAGACACGACAAAAAAAAAUUAGAAGAAGUUCAGAAGCCAGAUUAUAUAAGGAUAAGGCAUUCUUUAAAAAAAAUUUCCCAAAGGCCAUCUGUUUAUUUAACUGUCAAGAGACAGGCUCCAUUCAGAAAUCCUUAUACUCUUAAAGCCCGUACAGAAUAUGGAGAAUCUAAAAAGUCCAAAGAUGACAAAAAAGGAAGAACUUUGCAGAGAAAUUCCAAGAAAAACAAAGGCCCACAUGAAACAACUACAGAAUCUAAAAUGGUAAAUGAUGAGAAACUUAAAAGAGGAAAUAAAGCAGAUAAAACUCCAUCAAAAUUAUCACGUAAAAGUGAACUAUCUAAGGAUUCAAAGUCCAAAUUAGAAAUAAACCCAGAAUCCAGUGAUUUUAAAGCAGUCUCGAUGUAUCCAAAAAAAGAUAAGAGAGAUUCGAAGAAUUCCAUGGAGACAGAUAACAAAUUCAUAUGUGCAAAGAAGGAUUCUAAAGACUCAAAGAACAAUUCUGAUGCCAGAUCACAGACUUGUUCAAAAAAUAGUUCAAAUAUGGAUUUCAUACUCUAUUUAGAGGAGUCUGGUGCUGAAUCUAUGAAAUGUGAUAUGUGGUUAAAGAAUUACUCUCAGAAUAAUUCAAAGAAGCCUUCAAAGGACACAAAAAAGGAUGCAAAGAAUAGCUCUGAUGCUGAAUCUGUAGACUCAAAAGAUGCAAAGAAAGAUAAGAAAGGUCCAAAGAAAGAGAAGAAGGAUGCAAAGAAAGACACAGAGUCUACUGAUGCAGAAUCUGUAGACUCAAAGGAUGCAAAGAAAGAGCCAAAGAAGGCUAAGAAAGAUUCAAAGAAAAGUGACAAGAAAAAAGAUGAAAAAAAAAAAGACACAGAGACUACCGAUGCAGAAUCUGCAGACUCAAAGGAUGCAAAGAAAGAUUCAAAGAAGGCUAAGAAAGAUGCAAAGAAAAGUGACAAUAAAAAGGAUACAAAGAAGGAUGCAGUGUCUACUGAUACCGAAACUGAGUCUGAAUUGGAGACAAAGAAUUGGAAGAAAGAUGAAAAGAAGGAUAAGAAAGAUUCAAAAAAAGAUGACAAGAAAAAGGAUGCCAAGAAGGACGUAGUGUCUACUGAUGCUGAUUCUGAAUCUGAAUGGGAUUCAAAAAAGGAUAAAAAAAAUGAAAAAAAGUAUAAGAGAAAUUCAAAGAAAGAUGACAAAAAUAAGUUUGCAAUGAAGUCUGAAGAGUCUACUGAAACUGAAUCUGAUUGGGAGUCAAAGAAGGAUAAGUAUGAUUCAAAGAAGACAAAGAAAGAUUCAAAGAAAGAUGCCAAGAAACAGGAUGCAAAGAAGGGCAUAGAGUCUACUGAUUCAGAAUCUGAUGAAUCUUCCAAGAAAGACUCAAAGAAGCCUGAGACAUUCAAAAUUUCAGAUGCUGAAUCUGAAGAGUCACUAUAUAAACUUGGGGCUAAAAAGAGAGUUGCUGAUGAAUCAGAUGCCACAUCUACCGAUUCAAAGAAGGAAGCACUGGAACUAAAGAGAGAAUUCAAAAUGUCAUCCAAAAAGACUACAUUCAAAGAAAAAGGAAAAAAAGCAGGUACAGGUAGAGUCCCUCCAUCAAGAGAAAGACCACCACUACCUCCUUGUGAGCCUUUUCUACCAUCACCCAAGAUCAAACGUCUCUGUCGGUGCAAGAUGCCCCCUGCACCUCUAAAACCAAGAUAUGCUCCUUUGCCUGAAGCAAAGUGGAUUCAUAAGCUGCUUUAAAAAACAACUGAGCACUUGGUUUCACAGAAUGGCCUUACCACAGUAAAUACUGGCUACUCUCAGAUGAGCAUUUCUACUUCUGUGGAACUGUAAUAAAUAAAAACAAG
Messenger RNA from Callorhinus ursinus (northern fur seal), 2101 nucleotides. RefSeq names its product cylicin 1 (gene CYLC1). The record is from RefSeq and is a predicted model, not a curated record. NCBI's taxonomy places the organism in Eukaryota, Metazoa, Chordata, Mammalia, Carnivora, Otariidae. Gene Ontology annotation, molecular function: structural constituent of cytoskeleton. Gene Ontology annotation, cellular component: acrosomal matrix; nucleus.